AUGGAAUUUGAUCCAAAUCCAAGUAUAGUUUACUAACUAGCCUUAUCCCAUGCCAUCUCUGGGUGGUGUGCACAGAAACAACAAGAGUAGUACCAUUCCAUUCUAUUCAAACAAAAAUUCAUUCUUUCAUAAUCAAAUUGGUAUUCCACUUUUCAAACUCUCCAUUCUACAAAAUGGUUUCAAUUUCAAACUCAAUUCUAGUUGCUUCUUCUCUCUAUUCACCAUCACUUCUACCUCGCACCCAUAAACUUUCUUUCUCAACAACCUUCUCAAAUCAAAUCCCGGCAUUUCUUCCUCACCAUUACCGUAUCAAUUCUCAAAGGGGUUUUUCAUCUGUUUGCUUCUUCAAUGCUAGAGACGAUUCUGACACCAAACUUCAGAACAAGGACUCUCGAUCGGAAUGGCCUAUUCUUAGAAGAUGGGAGGUGCCUUGGGAGUGGCAAACAGUUUCAUUAACCUCUCUUGCUUGUGGAUUGGGUUUUGUAUUGACAGGUUUGGUUGAGGCAACGGCUCUACCAUAUCUAGGGAUUCGACCUGAUGCACUAACUUUAGAUGAAAAGGCAGAGUUACUCUUUUUAGAUCAGGGCAUCACAACUGCUGCUGUACUUGGAAUCAUAUAUAGUGUUUUCAGCACUUACCAGCCACUCCCUGAAGGCUUCUUCAAAUAUGAUUUGAGGGAACCUUUUAAUCUUCAAAAGGGUUGGCUUUUGUGGGCUGGAGUUGGACUUGUUGGUGCCCUAGUUUCCAUUGGAUUGACAGGAGUUGCCGUGUCCUUCUUUAGUGGAGAAACCCCACAAAGAGAGACCGAUGCUCUUGUUCGUUUGCUUCCGUUGAUUGGAUCUUCAAGUGUAAGCACUGCUUGUUUGGUAGGCAUCACAGGUGUUUUCGCUCCACUUCUUGAGGAAACGGUAUUCCGAGGAUUUUUCAUGACUUCUCUUACUAAGUGGGUUCCUACACCAGUUGCUAUCAUCCUUAGUGCUGCUGUGUUUGCCCUUGCUCAUCUCACUCCCGGUGAAUUCCCCCAGUUGUUUGUUCUAGGGAGUGCUCUCGGGAUUUCUUAUGCUCAAACUCGCAACCUUCUCACUCCCAUCACUAUCCACGCGUUCUGGAAUUCAGGAGUUAUAUUAUUUCUCACUUUUCUCCAGUUACAAGGGUAUGAUAUCAAAGAAUUAUUGCAGACAAGUUGAUAAGAAAUUUGUCGCCUUUGUUAUGGCAUCGGAGCAUCAACAUGUAUCAACAGAAUACAGAUUCAUUUGUUUGUAUUUGUAUGCCCUCUUUCCCUGUUGUAAAAUUUUGAGAAAUUGUAUAAUAUAUCAGACAAGUAAUUUGGGUGGUAGUUUGCAUCCAUGUGAUUCAAAUAAAAUAAUGUACAAUGGUAUUGACCAGGCUUGCUUUAAAAGCCAGUUUCUUCAUGUUUAUCAUUACUAACAUUAAGGUAAGCACAAAGUUUGAAAGUUAGAACUUCAA
Molecule: messenger RNA, 1467 nt
Organism: Lathyrus oleraceus (garden pea)
Lineage: Eukaryota; Viridiplantae; Streptophyta; Magnoliopsida; Fabales; Fabaceae
Exons: 9
Coding region: 174-1187 (337 amino acids)
Biological process (GO): CAAX-box protein processing
Cellular component (GO): membrane
Molecular function (GO): metalloendopeptidase activity
Source: RefSeq, a predicted model, not a curated record